Messenger RNA from Daucus carota subsp. sativus, 708 nucleotides. RefSeq names its product GDSL esterase/lipase At5g03980. The record is from RefSeq and is a predicted model, not a curated record. The transcript is spliced from 3 exons. Bases 1 to 708 code for a protein of 235 amino acids. Gene Ontology annotation, molecular function: hydrolase activity, acting on ester bonds. NCBI's taxonomy places the organism in Eukaryota, Viridiplantae, Streptophyta, Magnoliopsida, Apiales, Apiaceae.
AUGACCAGAGAUUGUGAAAUGAAGACACCUUUCAUACAGAAACUUCUGUAUGUUGUCACAGACUGCAGCCCCGGAAAUCAUAAGAAAACUUUAUUUAUGGUCGGAGAAACUGGAAAUAAUGAUUAUACUUCUGCAUUAUUUCAAGGCAGGCCUGUAGAAGAGUUAAAACAUAAAUUGAUGCCUCGAAUUGUUCAAUCCAUCAUGGAUGCAGUAAGAAAAGUUAUAAGCAUUGGAGCUGAGCGAAUAAUUGUUCCUGGCCAAUUUCCACUAGGCUGUUUCCCUGUAUAUUUGACAGAGUUCCCAAGUAACAGCACAACAGCAUAUAAUAAACAUAAAUGUUUGAUAGCGUUGAACGAUCUUGCAGAAGCUCACAACAACUAUCUACAGCAUGCUAUAAGCACAUUGCAAACGCAAAAGCCCAACACGAAGAUUGUGUAUGGUGAUUACUACAACGCCUUUGAAUGGCUUCUAAAUAACGCACCACAUUUAGGACUUGAUGCAGAAUCUACUUUAAAAGCCUGUUGUGGAACAGGUGGUAAAUAUAAUCUGAACUCAACCCAACGGUGUGGGAGCCCAAGUGUUCCCGUCUGUCCUGAUCCUGAUCGACAUAUUAGUUGGGAUGGAGUUCAUUUGACACAGAAGGCGAAUCGCCUUAUUGCCACGUGGCUUGUAGCAGAUUUUCUCCCAAUGAUUGAUUGUAAAAAAUAG